Anopheles maculipalpis is the source of this 834-nucleotide messenger RNA. RefSeq lists its product as uncharacterized. The record is from RefSeq and is a predicted model, not a curated record. Bases 16 to 834 code for a protein of 272 amino acids. Lineage: Eukaryota; Metazoa; Arthropoda; Insecta; Diptera; Culicidae. The transcript has 2 exons.
GUUCGUCUGUUGAAAAUGGCUGCCAAUGUGGGUGCUAAAAUUUUCCGUGAUUUUUUUCGGGACAGUCCCUGUCGGAUGGCAUAUCUUUUGAAACCCGUGGAAGCUUCUGCACCGAGACUAUUGUCCAGCAAAAUUGUUGUGCGGCCAAAGACAGCUCCAAAUCCUCGGAUAAAUCGAACAACCGAUGCAUCCUCAGUGUCUCUGGUGUCAGCAAGACCAGUUUCACGAUUUGAUCGGUACGUAGAACCGGCGACCAUAUCGAAACCCUCUACCGUUUUAUCAAAGCAACCAUGUCCACCGUGUGCAAAAAUUAAAAAGAAUUCAACGACGGAUUCGAAAUCUGUGCGCAAGGAUACCUCCAAGAAGCACCGUACCUCCAGUUCCGGUAGCGUUGGACAACCAAAAAUACUGAACACAGUUCAGAAACGUGACCCGCAGCCAAGAAAACCGGGCUGCAAAGUGUGCUUACCGAACGAUCCGACAGGAUUUUUGCUAAGCGAAAUCGAUCACAUUCGGGACCGUAUUUUGGAUCGUCCGGAUAGUAUCAGCUGUCGACAGGCGAUUGCACUGGCUCAAGAUAUACGAAACCGGGUUGAUGCUAUUGUUCUUCCGGCGGGAAGUAAUGGUGAGCGUGAGACGCGUGUAAAGUUUAUCGGUGGUCGUGUGGAAAGCUUUGGAAAGAUUCCGGAUCAGAAGCGAAGAUCGAUAACGGAUACGGAUCGUAAUGUUAAGCGGGCGAAAAUUGUUCUCGACAAGAAGGUUACAUCGUCACCGUUAGGUGGUUGGAUGCGUUUCGAAGAGGAACGCAAGGAUAUCAAACAUGAACGAUCAUGA